UCAAUGAAAAAAACACCUAAUCAAUCAUCAGGUAUUUCUUUUUAAUAAUUCUAUUUUAAAAGGUCCUAAAUUUAUAAAAGAUGUUACAAAUAAAUCUAGAUCUGAACAUAAUCAAUCUUUUGAUGCAUCCUAUAGCAAGAAUUAUGCUCCUACUUUCAGUAAUUAAAGCAGACUUAAAAGCUAUAGUCAAUAAGCAAAUUUUUUGGAUGAUUUAGAAGAAGAAUAAUAUCCAAAUUAAAUUAAUGUUGCAAUUCAAAAAAGACCAUUUGAAUUAGCAUUAUAGAAUGAACUUCAAAAAAUGUUAUCUAAAAUCAUUGCAGGAUAACAUCUAUCAAUUGAUGAUUGUUAAUCUAUUAUUAGAGUAAUUGAUGAAUGUAUUUAAGAGAGUUUACAAACUUUGAGAUUAAAAGAUGCAGAAGUAUAACUAUAUUAUAAUUAUUAUAGGUUUAAAAUAUCAAAUAAACAUAUGAAUUAAAAAUACAUUAAUAAGAAAAUACUAUUUUGGCUUUGGAAAAUGAAGUUUAAGAACUUAAACAUAUGAUUACAUUAAAUCCAAACGAUUCAAUUAAUUUCAAAUUGUAAUAAUUAGAACAGGAAAAUGAAAUGCUUAAAUUAUAGAAUUAACAAGCCAUUAAAUUAGCUGUCUAAGGAAGAAAUAAGAAAUAAGAAAAAGAACUUUAUGAUGCCAUGAAUAGUAGUAAAUCAAAAUAAAAAGCUUAAGUUAAUAAUUAUUCAAUUUUGCUAAACUAGCAAUAUAAUAAAAUUUAUUAACAAGAUAAGAAGAUUAAAUCAUAGUUAUUUUGA
Molecule: messenger RNA, 804 nt
Organism: Paramecium pentaurelia
Lineage: Eukaryota; Ciliophora; Oligohymenophorea; Peniculida; Parameciidae
Source: the annotation of a GenBank genome assembly